GCGGGCGGGAGGCUCAGAGUCGUCGCGCGCUCUUAGGCGUGUCAAAUCGCGAGCAUCUUCACGCAUUAGCUUCAUGGUUUCACCUCUCGGUAGGCUACAACAACUACAGGAGAGAGAAAGGAGAAGGGAUUCUAGGACUGUCGUCAAAGUUUGCUUUGGGUCUUCAAACCCGUGAACGGCGCUCUGUGUUCAGCCAGUAUCAGCGAGCGGACCAGGUAGAUGCUGUCAUGCCAUUUGGGUGCCUUGCCCUCCGAGAUGGAAGGACGUACCACAGCCUGUCAGACAUCACUGAUAAAUAUGAGAUUGGGCAGGUUCUAAAGGCGAAGGAGUUUUGCGAGCUGUGCCUGGUUAAGGAACGACAGACAGACAAGGUCUAUGUGUGCAAGAAAUUCCUCAAGAAAGAUGGCAAAAAAGUGCGGAAGGCUGCCAAGAAUGAGAUCAUGAUCCUGAAAAUGGUCAACCACCCAAACAUUCUGAAGCUGAUAGACGCAUUUGAGACCAGGAAAGAGUUUUACAUCAUCCAAGAGCUGGCCACAGGUGGGGAUGUGUUUGAUUGGAUCCUGGAUCAAGGGAACUACACAGAGAGAGAUGCUGCCAACGUAAUCCGCCAGGUCCUAGAGGCAGUGGCUUACCUCCACUCUCUUAACAUCGUUCACAGGAACCUGAAGCUGGAGAAUUUGAUGUACUACACAGAGAAUAACCACAACAAAGUAGUCCUUCGUGAUUUCUAUCUCUCCCGGUUUGAGAACGGCUCCAUCACCGAACCCUGUGGAACACCAGAGUAUCUGGCCCCAGAGGUGGUGGCUCGACAUCGGUAUGGAAGGCCAGUGGAUUGCUGGGCCAUUGGGGUCAUCAUGUACAUGCUGCUGUCAGGAAAUCCUCCCUUCUACGAUGAGACCGAAGAGGAGAACACAGACAUGCACAAUCGUAUUAUCUUCUGCCGGAUUGUUGCCGGAGACUACGAGUUUGACUCUCCGUACUGGGAUGACAUAUCACCCGCAGCUAAAGAGUUGGUGUGUAGGCUGAUGGAGGUUGACCAGAUGCUACGAAUUACAGCACAAGAUGCUCUGUUUCAUGAGUGGAUCGCUGGAAACGGAGCCUCCGAAAAAAACCUGAAGGAUGGAGUGUGUGCACAGUUUGAGAAGAACUUUGCGAAAGCCAAGUGGAGGAAAGCAAUUAGAGUCACUACAUUCAUGCAGCGCCUUCGUGCCUCAGAGAUGGGCUCUACAGAAGCGGCAAAAGAAGGACAUAGGGGUGUCCAGGCUGAUGGAGGAGGAAGUGAUGGAGUCCCCACAGACUCGGGGGGAGGUUCAUCUGUGAGCAUGUCCAAUGAGGUGAUGGUGGAAAACACACUAACUGAGGCUCAAGAGGGAAAAUUGCAAGAGGAGAAAGAGACGGUGGUUACAACCUCCCUCUCAGAAUUGUCAAAGUCACUCGCACAAACCGACUCCUCAACCCAGACGCAAGGGGAGGAGCAGGACAAGGAGGUUGAGAAGAAAGCAACCAUAGAUGACUCUCACAAAAUGGCAGCAGUUUUGGGCCAGGAAAAACCAAUGGCAUGCCAGGAACCCACCUCCAUUAUAUACACAAAGUCCUCUGACUGCCAAAGAAACAAAUUUACCACCGAGAAAGACACUACAGACAAGAAAAGUACACCUGAUACCCCAAACCGCCGCAGAAUGGCUGCUAAUUUGUCUCUGGAUCAUGGGUUAGGGCACGCUCCCAAGACCAGCAGUCCAGCUUUGGUUGAGAAAGAGCAGACAGCAGCAAAUGAGGAGAAGGCAGAGACAGCAGGUAAGCAGGAAAAAUCCCCUGGUAGCUGGUGUCAGACCCAGCUUCCAGAGACAGUAGCGGAGGGGCAGAUAGGUGCUGGGACGAUAGGAGAGAGUAGUCCUGGCAGUAGAGAGAAGGAAGGAAGCAGCAGAGAUAAGCCAGGUAGGCAUACGCACAGUUUGUACGCUAGUAAAGAAUCUUCGAGUCUGGGCUGUAAGAAGACUGUGUACGUGCAAGAACAGAGAGAUACAAGCCUUGGUGCUGCUUGUAGGAAUACAUAUUGUGCUCCUUACUCUGUUAGCGGCGGGGCAGCAUACAAUGAUCUACAAGGAGGGGAUGCCAGCUCUGACUGGCAAAUGGACAGCGUGAUCGAACAGAUCGAAAAGCAAAUGGCGGCUGUACUCGAGAAGAUCGAAGGUGACAUGCCCUCCCUACUGGAGCAAAUCAGGGACUGUCCGGAGAGUUUGCCAAAAGCAAAAAGUGUCCACUCUUCCCCUUCAGUUCAUCAUCGCUCCUACCAAGAUCGUUCUACUCCUCCACCUCUACCUACCACCCCAAGGCCACCCAUGCCCUCUUUACCACACCUCACUAUUCCCCCACCCUCUUACCCACCUCCAAACCCACCCACUCAAACCCAAACUCCCAACCAGCUGGCCACUGAGCAGGGCGAUAGAGAUGGACAAAGGGGUGCUGCGAGACUGACCCAGUCCCCGAGAGGAGGCGUGUCCGGCAGAGGCUUAUGAAGCUUACGUGAGCAAAAAUAAAUUGUAAAAGGAGCUAAGAACAAAUCUUAGAAGGAGCCAUGGAUGUCAAAGCAGCAGCUUUGAAGCCGUACAAAGAUUUGUAAAAUCUAAAUUAUAGAGUAGCUUCGCUCCUCUUUGCUUUUAGUCAAGAAGAGUCCUGAGCAGCUGUGUUUGUGCUGAAGAUGGUUUCUAGCAGAAAAGCACAAUUACACGUUCGAGGCUUUGGGGACUGUUAUGAACACAAAAUUAUAGUGUAACAUCCCCAUAUGUGCGUUUUCAGACUUAGCUUAUGUACACCACAUAACAAAGGAACGUGAGAUGAGACUAGUGCUUGAAAUUACCUGUAAAUACGUGUAUGUGGCAUUACAGUAUUAUAAAGAGCGCUCAUAUUUUCCAUGAGUAAUUUCAUAACCAUAAUCCGGUAGUCUACGUCUAAGCAGUCAGAAGAAGGAGUGUUUAGCUUGUGCACAUGACACUCUUUUAGACAUGUACAGUGUAGAAUAAAGUUCAGCCUAAAAGAAAACACAGGUAUAUAUUCUUCUUAUUGGUAAUGGUCAUUGUAUAUACCAGUUACUUUAGCGAUCAUAGUCGGGAUCGUACACCGCUGCCGUCAGCUGCCGUUCAUGCACACAGCAUUCUCAUUGGAAUACAGCACACUGGGGGCAACAGCCUGGGAAGAAUACUAUUUUGUAGAACUAGUUUCAAGAAUAUAUAUUUGCAAUAUCACCUGAAAAGGCUAUGUUUGUUUAUUCUUAUUCUGUAUAGUUCAUCCUGUACAUACUGUUUCUGCAUGUCUUUCUAAUCUAAGUUUGUCCUAAUUGAUAGUAACUUAGUGAGACUAACCAGGUAUUUCUCUUCUCAGCUGGUUGGUGGUGAUUCUUCCUCAUCAUACAUGUUUGGAAAAUAUUUUCUUUCCCUUUUUUUGUUAUUACACAUAUUACCAAGGUUAAUCCAAUGUAUAGUUAUUUAAAACUUCUUUCAAAAAAAUUUUGAACAUUUCCAAACAGCCUUAAGUCUGUGCUCUGUUUCCUCUUUUCAACUAUUUUGUCAUAGUGAUGUGAAUAUUCUUCCAAAGUACUUUUGCACUCUCUCUGCAAAGAUUUCAAUAAAAUCUAGAUGGUAUC
This is a messenger RNA of Hemibagrus wyckioides, 3640 nucleotides long. RefSeq names its product CaM kinase-like vesicle-associated, like (gene camkvl). The transcript has 11 exons. NCBI's taxonomy places the organism in Eukaryota, Metazoa, Chordata, Actinopteri, Siluriformes, Bagridae. Gene Ontology annotation, biological process: peptidyl-serine phosphorylation. Bases 228 to 2516 code for a protein of 762 amino acids. Gene Ontology annotation, cellular component: intracellular anatomical structure. Gene Ontology annotation, molecular function: ATP binding; calcium/calmodulin-dependent protein kinase activity; calmodulin binding. The record is from RefSeq and is a predicted model, not a curated record.